Carya illinoinensis is the source of this 906-nucleotide messenger RNA. RefSeq lists its product as uncharacterized. The transcript has 2 exons. The record is from RefSeq and is a predicted model, not a curated record. NCBI's taxonomy places the organism in Eukaryota, Viridiplantae, Streptophyta, Magnoliopsida, Fagales, Juglandaceae. The coding region runs from base 1 to 906 and encodes 301 amino acids. Gene Ontology annotation, molecular function: protein binding.
AUGGAAACAAACAAUUUUCCUCUUGAACUUCUUGGAAAUGAUAAUUAUGCGAACUGGAGUGUCAAGAUGAAAAACUAUCUGUUGGGUCAAGGUCUUUGGGAUAUUGUUGAAACAAGCAGCUCGAAACCCCCCAAACCAGAUGAUGAUGUGGUUGAAUUUGAGGCUUGGAGGAAAAGGAAUGAUACGACUUUACAAGCAAUUCAAAGUUCAUGCGGGAUGGACAUACUAUCUCGGAUCAAUAACAAUUGUUCUGCAAAAAUUGUUUGGAAAAUGUUAGCUAAAAUGUUCAUGGAAAGUAAUGGACAUGACAAGUUAAUACAGACAGAAGAUGAUGAUUCGAGAAUUGAUGAAGAAAACUCUUCAAGUUCAGACAACACAGGGCAAGAGAGGGAGGAUGAUUAUCCGGACUUAGUCAAGGCUGUGCAAAGUAGGGAUUGGAUAACUGCAAGAGAUUUCCUCAAGCUCCACCCUACUGCAUCGACAGCAGUAAUUACACUUAUGGGUGGGACGGUUCUUCACGCUGCUGUUGAAGCUGAACAGGAACUUAUAGUGGAGGAGUUGGUCAAUAUGAUUUCGGAACAUGAUUUGGAAAUGCUAGAUAAUGCCGGCGAUACAGCUCUACAUUUGGCAAUUGCUAGUGGGAAUCACCGGAUGGCAGAGUGCCUGAUUACCAAGAACAGGAGGUUGGUUAGCCUUAGGAAUGCUAACGGAGAACUUCCAGUUGCUCAGGCUAUGGGCUAUGGACAUAAAGAAUUGGCUCGCUAUCUCUAUUCUCACACUCCGUUACGAUUUUUGGUGGAAGGCUACGAUGGUGCUUCACUUCUCAACCGUUCUAUCUAUUCCAGAGAUUUAGGUAACAAAUAUUACUGCAUGUUUUUUUCCUCUUCUAAUCAUUCAUUCCGGUGA